AUGACAGUCCGCGACGUCGAAAAACAGUCCUCCGGUCCUAGGGCGGCGGAGAUUUCUCCAGAUCUCCACAAUCCCAGCAAUCAUGUCAGUGCAGAUAAGCUGGCUCGCAAUUUGUCGGCGCGCCAGGUGCAGAUGAUCGCUAUCGGAGGGACCAUAGGAACUGGCUUGUUUCUAGGAACGGGCAAGGCAUUGGCGACCGGUGGACCGGCAUCGAUGCUGAUUGCAUACGCUAUAUGCGGAGGAAUUGUCUUCACGACGAUGCUGUGCCUGGGUGAGAUGGCGGCUUUUGUUCCGGUUGCGGGGUCUUUUUGUACUUUUGCGGGGCGGUUCGUUGACGAUGCGCUUGGAUUUGCGUUGACGUGGAACUACUGGUUUAAUGAUGCUGUGUCGACGGCGUCGGAUGUUAUAUCGCUACAGCUGUUACUUGAGUUCUGGACGGAGAAUUUUCCGGGCUGGGCUAUUAGCUUGAUAUUCCUCGUGGUUGUUAUUGCGUUGAAUAUCUUGUCUGUCAAGGUUUAUGGAGAGGUCGAGUAUUGGCUUAGUUUACUCAAAGUCGUGACUAUUGUGAUUUUUAUCAUUCUCGGAAUCGCCGUCAAUUGUGGCGGUAACACAGAUCACAGAUACAUUGGCGAUAAGUUCUUCUAUACUGGUGAUGCCCCCUUUGUCGGUGGAAUUGGUGGCUUUGCAUCGGUUUUUGUCACGGCCUCUUUUGCCUACGGCGGUACCGAAUCCAUCGCCAUCACAGCCGGAGAGACAAAGGACCCUUCCAAGAACCUCCCCCGGGUUGUCCGCAACGUCUUUUGGCGCAUCAUCCUCUUCUACAUCGUCUCCAUCAUCAUCAUUUCCCUAAACGUCCCCUACACCUACCCCGGCCUCGCCAACGGCAAAACCGCCACCAGCCCCUUCACAAUCAUCUUCACGCAAGCCGGCUCCGCCGUCGCAGGAAGCUUCAUCAACGCCGUGCUCAUGACCAGCGCCAUAUCCGCAGCAAACCACGCACUCUUCGCAGGCUCCCGCCUCCUCUACUCCCUAGCCGUGGACGGCUAUGCCCCUCGCUUCUUCGGCCCCCUCAACCGCUUCCAAGUCCCCUGGGUAGCAGUCCUCUCAACAUCCGUAAUCAGUGGCCUCUGCUUCGGAGCAAGCUACAUCGGUGCGGGGCAACUCUGGUCGUGGCUGCAGAAUAUCGUCGGCGUCUCAAACCAACUCUCCUGGGUGUGCAUUUGCAUAUCCUCGCUCCGCUUCCGCUCCGCUAUCAAGCACCAGAAUCUCGAACAUCUCUUACCCUUCAAGAACUGGACGUAUCCGUACGGUCCUAUUAUAGCCGCGGGGCUGAAUAUCGUGCUUAUAUUAGUGCAGGGGUGGAGUUGCUUUAGUCCGCGGUUCAAGGUUGUUGAUUUUGUGUCGUUUUAUGUGGAGAUUCCGAUUAUGCUGGGGAUGUUCUUGGUUUGGAAAGUGUUUAAGCGGACGAAGUUUGUUAGGCGGGGGGUUAUGGAUUUGGUUACGGAUCGGUAUGAUUUGGGCCAAGGUGAGGGAGAUGGAGAAGAGCAGGAUGUGCAGCAGGGUAGUACGGGUGUAUGGAGGCGCUUUGGUGGAGGGGAGAGGGGAGGCAAAAUAGCAACGCAGAUGAAGAGGGUAGGGAUGUGGCUGUUCUUCUAA
Molecule: messenger RNA, 1656 nt
Organism: Aspergillus chevalieri
Lineage: Eukaryota; Fungi; Ascomycota; Eurotiomycetes; Eurotiales; Aspergillaceae
Product: amino acid permease
Exons: 5
Coding region: 1-1656 (551 amino acids)
Biological process (GO): amino acid transmembrane transport
Cellular component (GO): membrane
Molecular function (GO): amino acid transmembrane transporter activity
Source: RefSeq, a predicted model, not a curated record